AUGAACCUUGCUAUCAACUCUGAUGUGAAUUCCGCACUGAAAUCUUUUAACAAAUUCAAAGUAUCUAUAGGACAUAGUGGGAAGGUGAUCGAUGCUGUAAAGUUUGAUCUCAUAGGAGAUGAAUGGAAGGUCAUGAAAGUUAUGUCAGAGGAUUUCUCAUUUUCUUUCAUCAAACAAUUUUGUCUCACAGCAUAUUUUCCAAGUUCCAUGCAUUCGUUAAAAAAUGAAUAUGCUGAAAUUUUGCUUGAUAUUGAGGAGCAAUUUUUAUUCAGAAAGUUUCACGUUAGCCCAGACGUUAACUGCAACAAUGUUUAUAACCUACAUGAAAAGAACAUAAGUUACUGCAUGGAUAUUUGCUAUUUAAAUUUAAAUUUUCUUAAUUAA
Helobdella robusta is the source of this 384-nucleotide messenger RNA. RefSeq lists its product as hypothetical. NCBI's taxonomy places the organism in Eukaryota, Metazoa, Annelida, Clitellata, Rhynchobdellida, Glossiphoniidae. The record is from RefSeq and is a predicted model, not a curated record. The transcript has 3 exons. Bases 1 to 384 code for a protein of 127 amino acids.